Messenger RNA from Colletotrichum navitas, 1923 nucleotides. Its product is annotated as inner membrane protein import complex subunit Tim54-domain-containing protein. The transcript is spliced from 2 exons. The record is from RefSeq and is a predicted model, not a curated record. NCBI's taxonomy places the organism in Eukaryota, Fungi, Ascomycota, Sordariomycetes, Glomerellales, Glomerellaceae. Gene Ontology annotation, cellular component: intracellular membrane-bounded organelle; cytoplasm; membrane. The coding region runs from base 178 to 1590 and encodes 470 amino acids. Gene Ontology annotation, biological process: phosphorylation; sphingosine biosynthetic process.
ACCAAGCGGUAAAAUUUCCAUUAACCUCAUUCCCGGCCCCGGAUUCAAGGUACACGAUACGAGGCAUUGCGAGCCGCCGGCUUCUUCGACCGCAUCCUUUUCUGUGAUGCCCCCAUUGUCGUUUGCCGAAUCUCUGUAACAUCCAAUACCUUUUCCGCCCGGCCCAUACUCUGAACCAUGGCGGACUCCAAACCUACGCCGCCCGAGGCGGUCGCAACCUCGAACCCGACCCCCUCAACGUCUGCCACGGCCACGACCACGAACACGACCGCCACCGCCUCGGCCGCUGAGGGCUACAAAGCCGCGAAACCGAACCCCGUAUGGCAGAUGAUGGGCCUCCGCGGGCCCCCGAAGCGCCUCCCCUCGCGCAACUGGAUGAUCUUCCUCUCCCUGACGGGCGCCUUCUCCGCCGCCAUCAUCUACGACAAGCGCGAGAAGAACCGUGCCACCGCCCGCUGGGCCCGCGCCGUCGCGCCCCUUGCCCGGGAGCCCGUCGGCAGCCCCUCCCAGAUGCCGCGCAAGCUCACCAUCCUCCUCGAGGCGCCCCCUGGCGACGGCCUGCGCGUCGCCCAGGACCACUUUCUCGAGUACGUCAAGCCCAUCCUGGCCGCCUCCGGCCUCGACUGGGACUUCGUCCAGGGCCGCCAGCAGGGCGACGUCCGCGCCGCCGUCGCCGAGAAGAUCCGCCGCCGCCGCUCCCGCGACGAGCGGCCCGACCAAGAGCUGCUGCCCACCGAGGAGAACCUCCGCGACGCCGUGCGCCGGAAGAACGGCGUCCCCGAGUACGACGGUCCCGCCGGCGAUAUCGUCAUCGGUCGCCACACCUGGAAAGAGUACGUCCGCGGCCUGCACGAGGGCUGGCUCGGCCCCCUCGACCCGCCGCCCAAGCCCGAGGCCGCCGUCCCAACCACCUCUUCUUCGCAGACCGCCGAAGGCGAUGACGCCCUCGCCGGCAGCACUGAAGGAGAAAAAAAGGACGACGAACCCCCCAAGGAGGAAGAAAAGAAGCCCGACCGCCCGCCCCAGCCGGUCCCCCACAACACCCCCCUCGACUACGCGGCCUCCCACCUGCCCCCGCACAUUCCCGACGAGUUCUCCCCGUCGGACGCCAUCCCCUUCCCGCACCUCCUCGGCUUCGCCGGCACCUUGACCCGCCUGCAGCGCUUCCUCACCCGCCGCCGCCUCGCCGACGACAUCGGCCGCCAGGUCGCCGCCGCCUGCUUCGCCACCUCGCGCGAGUGGCGCGGCGACGAGGAAGAGCAGCAGCGCGCCCUCGAGCACGAGCAGGCCAACUGGGUCAAGAGCGUGUGGAAGGAGGCCGCCGAGGCGCCCGAGUCCGCCGACGAGGCGGAGCGCGCCAAGGAGCGCGUCUGGACGAGCCCCGUCGUCGUCGACCCGCGCAUCGCCGGGCGCAUGCGCCGCUUCGAGAUGCGUCCGGAGGACGAGGAGCGCGCGCGCCAGAUCGUCGUGCCCGAGGAGGAGGUCGAGGGCUGGAUCAAGGGCAGCCUGCGGUCGCUGGGCCGCUGGGCCCGGGACGCCGUCAGCGGCGGCCGGCCCAAGGGCCCCAACGUCGGCGACAUUGACGAGUGAGACCCGGGAGGAGAGAUGUGUGUGAGGAAGCGAGAGAUAGAUGUAUGACUAACUAUACCCCGGCCGCCAGGGGGGGGGACAAACCCAUAUUGUAAUUCUAGCUUGUAGUUUGAUCAUGUUACCGGGGGCGCGUGCGUGCAUGGAUGGCGAUGGGCAGGGCAUUAUAGACUUGGUUUUGCCGGGCAAAGAAAAAAAAGGCUCGCCCGUCGAUAUGACGAAUAUUACCGUACACUCUCCUCUUUUCUCCUUUUCUUUUCUUUUUUCCCCCCGUCCACCUAGCGUUUCGUCGUCUACAUCAAUCGUGAGUUUUUUCGUGCAUGCGUAGCCCCCCCU